Molecule: messenger RNA, 1452 nt
Organism: Dracunculus medinensis (Guinea worm)
Lineage: Eukaryota; Metazoa; Nematoda; Chromadorea; Rhabditida; Dracunculidae
Source: the annotation of a GenBank genome assembly
AUGAAAUCGAUUUGGAAUUCUAAAAGAGGACUCGGAUGGAUUGUUACAGCUUUCUUUAUAGCUGCUGAUAUGGUUGGCGGAGGACUUGUUGCUAUGCCUGUGGCAUUUCUUAAUACAGGUUUGGUGAUGGGAUGCUUUAUUAUGUUAGUUUUGGCAACACUUUUUGCAUACACAGCAUACUUAUUGGGCAUCAACUGGGUAAUAAUGCAAGAAAGAUGGCCAGAAUAUCAGGAACAUUGCCGAAAACCAUAUCCAGAAAUGGCAUUGAGGAGUAUGGGCACAAAAAUGAAGGUAUUUACAUCAUUCAUUGUAUGUGCAACGAUGUUUGGCACGGCUGUUGUUUAUAUAUUAUUAUCAACGAGAAUAUUUCAAUCGUUUCUUGGCUCAAUUUUCGAUGUGCAAAUUCCUUUCUGCCUCUUACUUGUCGUGGUUACAAUAAAUAUAAUGCCUUUGGCAUACUUGAAAUCACCUGCAGAUUUUUGGUUCGAAUUUUCGAUAGACGUUAAUCUCGAAAAGACCAAUGAAAUGCUGGUGGUUAUAAUCUCAUUAGGAUGUACUGUGCUUGCUAUUUUGAUGUCCAUUGGCGGUAUCGCUGUUGAUACGCCUGCGUGUUUCCCUGAAGCAAAAUACCCUCCAUUAUCAAUAUGGGAAACACUCUAUUCACUUGGCACAUUCUUUUUUGCAUUCAGCGGCCAUCAGGUUUUGCCUACAAUACAACACGAUAUGUAUCGACCAAAAGAAUUCACAAAAUCUGUUAUCCUUGGCUUUAUAAUAAUAUCGAUCCUAUACAUGCCAAUAUCAAUUUACGCGUUUCUUGUAUAUGGCGAUAGUAUGAGUGGUUCAGUUAUGGAUUCGAUACAAACACCUGCUGUGCGACAUGUCGCAAAUAUUUCAAUAGCUUUACACUGCAUUCUUGCAUUGAUAAUGAUGGCAAAUCCAUUGUGCCAGCAAGCUGAAGACUUUUUCAAUGUUCCACACACAUUCGGUUUGAAACGCGUAGUUGUUCGGACAUCCAUCAUACUUGCAAUGUUAUUUAUGGCAUUACUUCUGCCUAAUUUUGGACCAUUUAUGAAUCUCGCUGGCAGUAUAACGAAUCUCACCGUUUGUGUUAUAUUACCGAUGCUUUUUAAUUUGUAUAUUGAAGCAUCUGUUGUUGAUCGAAAAAAUGGACAAUAUAAAAUUCCAUCAUUCGCUGAAAUAGUGAAUCGAACAAAUAAAGCAAAGUUGGCCGUUUCGACUUUCAUUGUUGUAACGGCUAUUUUUGGUACCAUUUUAUGCGUCUAUCUGUCAUUAAAAGAAGUGUUAACGGUGCGUUUUACUCCUCCAUGCUUUUUCUCAUCGUUCGAUUCGCGUCAAUUUGGUGAAAAUUUUGAUACUCAUCAUAUUCGUUGUUGUGGUAGUGAACGCAAUAUUCUCUCCAUUGUUAAUUCAACCGGUGUUUGUUAUGCAUAA